UCAUCAUCAUCAAGGACAUGUUCCUCUCUAUCUUCGAGUCUUUUUAGGUGAUCUGUUCUUUUCUCUACAAGAUCAUGGUGGCUCUUUCAAUGCAUGCUUGUGAGACUGUAAAACAUCUCUCAACACAGAUUCUCUCGAUCUCGUUUUACUUCAAAGUGUGUGUUCAUCAGCUUUUCUUUUCAAAAGUGACGGUGGUGGAAUACGUAGGACGCUACCUUUGAUCUUUGUUUAUCAUUUUUUCUCCCCACCGAGGCAAUGCCUAAGCGGUCUUUUAGAAUGUGACAACUGCUUUUAGAGUGGUGGCCAAUCAAACCCUCCGGUCAUGCCUGUGAUUGCUCCAUGCCAUUGCUGAAGAACAAAGUACUGAUUUGUUGAGAGAGGGCGAGUAUCUUGUUGGCAGGAGAACAACAAGAAGAACAUAGCCAAAGGCCUGGUUUUUUGGCAGUCCACUGUAGCCAGGUCGAGAGUUGUUAUCAGGUUUUCGCCAUACUCUGUUCCUCCUUAACUCUGGCCGGUGCUCUAUGCAUCGGCAUUCUUGUUCAGAUGCAAUCACCAGCGGUCAUAUCUUUUUUUUGCUAGAACUCUGACCGGUGUUCUAUGAAUGGUUUUGGAGGAAGAUCGAAGCAAUGGGGCGGAGACUCCUCCUCCUCCUCCUCCACCCCAUCAGAACCAGCUUACAGCAGAGACGGCUCCUGGAGAGAUCUGGGAACGUCGAUGAGCGCGAUAUCGUUCGGUCUAGCUGCCACUGCGAUCCUGAUCUCCAUGUUCCUCGUCAUGGCGAUAUUCGAGCAUGUGAUCAAGCCGAGGGCGUCCUUCCUUCGUCCUCGAAGCAGCGCACCGGGCGGCGCCUCAGAGACGGAGCAGCCGCCACCGAAUUCGAAGACGGUUUCCGCGGCGGCGGCAGCAGUCGACGUUCCUGUGCUGAUGCCGGGGCACCAGUACCCUACCUUCAUCGCCCAGCCAUCGCCCCUUCCCUGCCGGAGGGAGGGGAUUCAGUGGCCUCCCCAUGAUGCUGCUUCGCAUUGCGCCACCUUCUUGUGAAUGCGGUAGAAGACAGGGGCAUUGAGACUGGUUUCACGCGUGCAAUGGAUUGGAAGCUGCUGAAGGAAAUCCCAACUGAUCAAAUUGAUUCAAGUUUUCAAGUUUAGCGAAUCUGUAUAUUAAUUUAGCAGAAAUCUGGCUCACGAUCCAGUUAAUACAGUGGAAUUGUGGCUCGGCUAGGCGACUAGGUGGAACAGUGCCAUGUGUGGUUUUAACCGAGCUAGAUUGUGCUCGUGCAAAUUGGUCAUGUUGCACCCCCUAAUCUCUAUCGAAUUUCUCAUCCUUAUCAA
This is a messenger RNA of Zingiber officinale, 1331 nucleotides long. RefSeq lists its product as uncharacterized. NCBI's taxonomy places the organism in Eukaryota, Viridiplantae, Streptophyta, Magnoliopsida, Zingiberales, Zingiberaceae. Bases 598 to 1041 code for a protein of 147 amino acids. The record is from RefSeq and is a predicted model, not a curated record. The transcript is spliced from 4 exons.